Messenger RNA from Staurois parvus, 330 nucleotides. The record is from the annotation of a GenBank genome assembly. Lineage: Eukaryota; Metazoa; Chordata; Amphibia; Anura; Ranidae.
CUGUCAUGUGAUCAGCUGUGUCCAAUCACAGCUGAUCACAUGGGACAUGUACACUGAUCAUCAGGGCACUGAUGAUCAGUGUGCCCUGAUGAUCAGUGUGGCCCCAGAAGUGCCACCUGUCAGUGUCCAUCAGUGCCAGCAGUCAGUGCUCAUCAGUGCCAUGUGCCAGUGCCCAUCAGUGCCACAUCAAUGCCACAUAUCAGUGCAUACCAGUGCUCAUCAAUGCCACAUAUCAGUGCCCAUCUGAGGUGCCUUUCAAUGUCACAAAUCAGUGCCAAUCAGUGCCACCUAUCAAUGCCAAUCAGUUCCACCUAUCAGUGCACAUCAGUG